This is a messenger RNA of Eremothecium gossypii ATCC 10895, 918 nucleotides long. It is a transcript of the gene JID1, whose product is annotated as Jid1p. Lineage: Eukaryota; Fungi; Ascomycota; Saccharomycetes; Saccharomycetales; Saccharomycetaceae. The transcript has a single exon. The coding region runs from base 1 to 918 and encodes 305 amino acids. The record is from RefSeq and is marked provisional.
AUGGCUAAGCGCGCCAACUGGAGCCUGGACGGCCAGCAGUCGAGCGGAGGCGGAGCGGCGUCCUGGAUAUGUGCAUGCACCGACAAGAUCUCCAUCGCCAAAGCGUUAACUAGGAGCUUAAGUGUUAUGUUGUCGCGUCCGACUGCACUGCUCAGGACUGGCGCACGUUGGCGCGUCUCGCUUACAGCGUCAGGUCGGAGUACGGUGCGGUGCGCUAGCACCGUCGCCGGGUGGCAGGGGGGGCUAUCGUGGCCCCAGGGCAAGCAGCCGACGCCCUACGAGGUACUGGGACUGGUGAAGACCGGCGUCGAUGCACGGCAGCUAAAGAAGCGGUACCACGAGCUCGCGAAGCUGUACCACCCGGACACGGCGGGGGCUGCCCAACAGGGGCUGGGUGAGCACGAACGCCUGCGGCGCUUCAAGCUGGUUAACGAGGCCUACGCGCUGCUUUCGGACGCGUCGCGGCGCCGGAUGUACGACAUGUACGCCACGGGGUGGGCGCAUGGGCCCGCGCCCAUGGCGCCGGCCAUGGCGCACGGCGCGUACCACGAGCGCUAUGCCUACUACAACGCGGGGACGUGGGAGGACAUGCAGGAUCUGAACUCGGACCGGCAGCAGGUGCAGUUCUCCGCGUGGGGCAUGGUGGUAUGGGCGCUGUGCAUGCUGGCGGGUUUCCAGGUGAUGGCGUUUCUCAUCCGCCUCGAGGAGCGCACCAGCAAGAGUGCGCACACCCAUGAAGAGGCCGAGCACGCGCUGCUGCUAGCCCACCUCAACUACGGCCUGGAUCAGGACCGCGUAAGUCGUGUGCGCCGCUUUUUGUGGUUUCGCAGUUGGGGGCUCUACAGAACAAAGGCCGAGUUGGACGAAGCGGCACGCACGAACGAGGCGCUCGUUCGCCAGCUAGAGGGUGGUAAAUAG